Molecule: messenger RNA, 831 nt
Organism: Parnassius mnemosyne (clouded apollo)
Lineage: Eukaryota; Metazoa; Arthropoda; Insecta; Lepidoptera; Papilionidae
Source: the annotation of a GenBank genome assembly
AUGGAGUGUCUAGCAUCGCCGAGUACAUCGGGGAAGACCAGAAAACGUACGGCUCAUCCAGAAAACUGGAAACAAAACAUAGCUAAACGGCAGCGUUUUAUCUACUUAUAUAACUGUACUAUAGUAGAAGGUUCAUCAAAGGCUCCUCUGACAACAAAAAAUGUACUCGCCUACUGUUGGACCGAAGACCAAUAUGCCAAAGGAGCUAACGCAAUCGCUUCACAGACUGAUGAACACGAAUUUGACAGAUAUAAGUACGAUCAGAUUGAUAAAAACUCGAUAAUGAUAGCGAUGUGUUCGAAGUGGUUAAGUAGUUCAGCACCGGAUCACGUGAAAAUAAUUGAAAUAGUUUUUCCUAUCGUAGGACACUCAUUCAUUCCACCGGACCACGUAUUUGCUCAUGUGGAAAAGGAUGUGAGAAAGUUGGAAUGUAUAUUAAGACCGGAGGAUUACCUUGAGAUUAUAGGCACUUAUAGCACGAUAGUUCGUAUGGGUUCUGAUUGUGAAGUCCUAAACUUUAAGAGUGGAAUGAGUUCAGUUAUAAAGGAUGUCGGCUCUUGGCACUUCCAAUUUAAACAUUGUAAAAGAUUUUUAAUACAGCGGUCAAAAGAAAUUGGUAAUGUUGUAAUUCAAGGGGAAGUGCACUAUACUAAUAAUUUGGGUGUAUUGAAGAAAAUAACUCGUAAAAAUAAAAAGGCCUCUGAUUUGAAUCCUGAAGUGAUUACUCAAAACAUUGUGAGAAUCAAACCUGCAAAAUUACUCAUAGAAGAAGAGGAAGAUGCAUCACAAGAAAUUACUUGUGAAUUGCAAGUCGAGGAAAGAUGUCUAUAG